Naumovozyma castellii is the source of this 1521-nucleotide messenger RNA. RefSeq names its product cysteine desulfurase (gene NFS1). NCBI's taxonomy places the organism in Eukaryota, Fungi, Ascomycota, Saccharomycetes, Saccharomycetales, Saccharomycetaceae. The coding region runs from base 1 to 1521 and encodes 506 amino acids. The transcript has a single exon. The record is from RefSeq and is a predicted model, not a curated record.
AUGUUGAGACGCACAGUUGCAUCAGGCUCCUCCAUGAUGAGGAUGGCCAAACUGCCACUCUCCAGCAGGACAGCACUAGCAUCCGCCACUACUCUCCCCAGAAGACACUACUCCCCCGCAGCAGCCGUCAAAUUGACCAACGAUAUCUCCCUGGAGACGCACACAGACACGCAAAUGGCCUCCAGGGAUCAGGCUGCCGCCCGUGCAGAAGCCUCUGCUGGGUCCUCCGCCAAGGCUGCCGCCAUCAUCGACGAGAUCGACACCUCAGGUCGCACUGCGUUGAACGCUGCUUACCAGGAGAACACAGGGUUCGGUACAAGACCCAUCUAUAUGGACAUGCAAGCCACCACGCCCACGGACCCAAGGGUCCUGGAUACCAUGUUGAAGUUCUUUACGGGACUAUACGGGAACCCACAUUCUAAUACUCAUUCGUAUGGUUGGGAGACCAAUAAGGAAGUGGAGACCGCAAGGGAUCAUAUUGCCAAAUUGAUUGGUGCGGAUUCUAAAGAGAUCGUAUUCACGUCGGGAGCCACUGAAUCUAAUAAUAUGGUAGUGAAGGGGGUCGCUAGGUUUUAUAAGAAGACCAAGAAACAUAUCAUUACAACGAGAACGGAACAUAAGUGUGUUCUGGAGGCUGCUAGAGCCAUGAUCAAUGAAGGGUUUGAAGUCACGUUUUUGCCCGUGGAUGAAGCUGGAUUGGUGGAUUUGAAAGAAUUGGAAGCCGCUAUUAGACCAGAUACUUGCCUGGUGUCUGUUAUGGCCGUGAAUAACGAAAUUGGGGUCAUUCAACCAUUGAAGGAGAUUGGUCAAAUUUGUAAGAAACAUAAAGUGUAUUUCCAUACAGAUGCGGCUCAAGCAUAUGGGAAGAUUAAAUUGGAUGUCAAUGAAAUGAAUAUAGAUUUACUUUCCAUAUCAUCACAUAAGAUUUAUGGUCCCAAGGGUAUUGGUGCUCUUUACGUGAGAAGAAGACCAAGAGUUAGAUUGGAACCUUUAUUCUCAGGUGGUGGUCAAGAAAGAGGUUUAAGAUCGGGGACUUUAGCUCCACCAUUAGUCGCAGGGUUCGGUGAAGCUGCUAGAUUAAUGCAUCAAGAAUUUGAAUCGGAUCAAGCUCAUAUUAAGAGAUUAUCAGAUAAAUUAGUCAAGGGACUAUUGGCAAAUGAUCAUACUAACUUGAACGGUUCUGCAAGUCAUCGUUAUCCCGGUUGUAUUAACGUUUCCUUUGCCUAUGUCGAAGGUGAAUCUUUAUUGAUGGCAUUAAGAGAUAUCGCUCUAUCCUCUGGGUCCGCAUGUACUUCUGCAUCCCUGGAACCAUCAUACGUAUUACAUGCCCUGGGAAGAGAUGAUGCAUUGGCACAUUCAUCCAUUAGAUUCGGUAUCGGUAGGUUUACCACGGAAAGGGAGGUAGAUUAUGUCAUUAAGGCAAUCUCAGAAAGAGUAGAAUUCUUAAGAAGUAUUUCUCCCCUAUGGGAAAUGGUUCAAGAAGGUAUUGAUUUGGAUUCAAUUGAAUGGUCAGGUCAUUAA